ACUGCAACAGUGUCAUCGGCGGCAGAUCCACACGGGGCACAACGAAGACACAGGGAAUGUGUCUCCGCCCUCUGCCGAGGGGUUUUCUAUCGUCGUUGCGGAAUUAAGAAGCGGGGACUCGGGUUGUUAUUUUCAUUCAGGCCGUGCAGACGCUGCAGACGAUCGGUUUCGUAUUCACCGAGGCCUAAGGUUGAAUGCUUCUCUCCACAGAUGGAUCAGACUGGUUAUUGCCGCAGUCGUUUUGGAUUAUAAUCAACUAAGCCUAACUGCUCGACAGUUGGAUCCAACUUCCCCACAUCACCAAUCCCUCCCCAUGAGGAAAGAUGGGGAAUGGAUUGUCGGAACAACCUAGCUUCCUUUCAAGCAUCCCGGUCUUCCAGUCAUUUCACAUCGCCAUCCUUGGGUUGGACUCUGCGGGGAAGACCACCAUUUUGUACAGACUGCAGUUCAACGAGUUUGUGAACACCGUUCCCACCAAAGGUUUUAAUGCAGAGAAGGUCAAAGUGUAUCUGGGUGGCCACAGGACUGGGACGUUCCACUUCUGGGACGUCGGCGGUCAGGAGAAGUUACGCCCCCUGUGGAAGUCGUACACGCGAUGCACGGAUGGCAUCAUAUUUGUGGUGGACUCUGUCGAUGCAGAGCGCAUGGAGGAGGCCAAAACAGAGCUCCAUAAAAUCGCCAAGACGUCUGAAAACCAGGGUGUGCCCCUGCUGGUGGUGGCCAACAAACAGGACUUGAGACACUCUCUGGGAUUGGCCGAACUGGAGAAAUUGCUGGCACUGAAAGAACUGGGCCCUGCAACCCCUUGGCAUCUGCAGCCGGCCUGUGCCAUCAUUGGAGACGGGCUCAGGGACGGCCUGGACAGACUCCACGACAUGAUCCUGAAAAGGAGAAAAAUGCUUCGGCAGCAGAAGAAGAAGAAAUAAUCUUGUCACGAGACAAGACAUCUGUUGCAAGCCCGCUGUUUUUUUUAUGUGAAGGAAACGUAACGGAUUGUCUCCUGGGUGGAUUCAAGCGUUCGCAGCAGGUCCAGAUUCAACAUGCUGAGUUUUAUCAGUCCGUAACUGAGCUGAAGGAUUCCCACCCUUGUUCUUGUGAUGCUGAUGAGGAUGUGACACGUGAGGGAAUACAGUAUGAAGACAAGAAAGUUCUAGACAUGUUUAUAUGCAUAAAAUGCACAGAGGGUUUGUGGGCUGGAAAGGUGAUAGAAGUUUAAGGGUGCUGUACGUUUCAUGAGUGGCUGUCGGCUGUUCCAAAAAGUAUUACCAAAACUAUAAUUUAAGAGAAGGCUAGGGGUCUUUGGAGGGGUUAUUUGGUUUAUGAUUCAAUGUUGUUACACCAGAGGGGGGCAGUGAGACGAACAUCAGUUUUAUUUUAAUUGUUUUAUAUGUUGUUAUCGUAACUUUUUUUUACACUGGACUUUCUCUGCGAUAGAAAAGUAUUAUUAUGCAUUAAUGCGCUAUUAUCGACUUGCUUGCCUUCUUUUACUGUAUCUCUUGAUUUACUAAAAAGCACUUUAGAGUAUUGCUUCGUAAUAUGAAGUUUACAGUUUUUAAGUAGAGCAUAUUGUGUGAUUUUACCGGAAAAGUUUGGGCAAAAAUAUUUACAGAUUCCGCUGUACACUAGGUGGUCCUCAUUGGCCAUAUAGAGAGGCAUUAUAUGCAUCGAGUUUUAGCUUAAUAAAAGAUAUUUAGAACAAUGUUGACAAUGCUUUGCUUAAUGUUAUUUUUAUGGCCACUGUUUCAAAAAAGUAAAGAUGUUUAAGAUGUAACCUUAAAUUCAUGCGGUGGUUGAAGGCUUAAGGUUUAAGAAGUUUAUUUAAAUGUGCAGAACUUUUAACAUGGCACUAAACCACCAGCUCUCCCAGUGGGGUUGCUGAACUGCUGAACAUCACAGGGCUAUUUGUUCUGCUUCAAGUAAAUGCGAUUCAAGGGGUUUCUGAAAAACAAACUUCAUGCUCCAUCAACCUGCCCUCCAAUUAUCACAUCAAUAAAUCAUCCUCGGUUUCAUUUUGA
This is a messenger RNA of Scophthalmus maximus (turbot), 2015 nucleotides long. RefSeq names its product ADP-ribosylation factor-like 4aa (gene arl4aa). The record is from RefSeq and is a predicted model, not a curated record. The transcript has 2 exons. Gene Ontology annotation, molecular function: GTPase activity; GTP binding. Lineage: Eukaryota; Metazoa; Chordata; Actinopteri; Pleuronectiformes; Scophthalmidae. Gene Ontology annotation, cellular component: cytoplasm. Gene Ontology annotation, biological process: vesicle-mediated transport; intracellular protein transport. Bases 324 to 926 code for a protein of 200 amino acids.